Molecule: messenger RNA, 2335 nt
Organism: Neofelis nebulosa (Clouded leopard)
Lineage: Eukaryota; Metazoa; Chordata; Mammalia; Carnivora; Felidae
Gene: OVOL1
Product: ovo like transcriptional repressor 1
Exons: 4
Coding region: 1407-2024 (205 amino acids)
Biological process (GO): epidermal cell differentiation; regulation of transcription by RNA polymerase II
Cellular component (GO): nucleus
Molecular function (GO): RNA polymerase II cis-regulatory region sequence-specific DNA binding; DNA-binding transcription factor activity, RNA polymerase II-specific
Source: RefSeq, a predicted model, not a curated record
GCCUCCCGGCGUUCAGAGAGAGGCGCCACGCCAGCUCAGAGGCCAGGCCAGGGCCAGGCACUGGUGAAUCAACUCCCGGAAUGAGGUGGCUCAUCAAAGUCCCCUGGACAGGCAGACGCCAGUGCCAGCAGAACGGGUUCUGGGCGGCAGGCGGGCGCAUUCUGCCCUUGUCAGACCUUUGUUGUGUUUUGAGGGGGCGAGAGCCAGGGCCUCUCCCGAAACUUGGGUGCUUUCAUAUUCACCCUUCCUCCAUCAGUACGUUCCUCUGCCUUCCACCUCCAGCCUUGCCUGCGGUGUCCCGGGAGAAGAUGGGAGGGCAGUGGCCCUCCUGCCCUGGGACCACCCCUCCCUCCCUGGGUCCUGGUCCUCUCUGUCUCACCAGCUCUGGGGCAGGGGGUGCUGAGGGCCUUGUUCGUGUCUGAGACCUUGACUCAGCCUCCUGAGUCCUUCUCCCUGAAGACCUUCGUCCUUUCCUUCCUUUACCCUUCUUGACCUUUCCUUUUGAAGCUUGGAAAAUGUUCCUAGCUUUUGGGCUUUAAGCAGAGCUGACCCUUGAACAACAAUGUGGUUUGAACUGCACGGGCCCACCUCUAUGUGGAUUUUUUUCUGAUAAAUACAGUACAGUGAAUGCAUUUUCCCUUUCUUUAAAUUUUUUUUUUUAACAUUUAUUCAUUUUUAAGAGUGAGAGAGACAGAGCAAGAAUGGGGGAGGGGCAGAGAGAGAGAAGGAGACACAGAGUCCGAAGCAGACUCCAGGCUCUGAGCUGUCAGCACAGCGCACGACGCGGGGCUCGAACUCAUGGACCGCGAGAUCAUGACCUGAGCUGAAGUCGGACUCAACCGACUGAGCCACCCAGGCGCCCCUGCAUUUUCCCUUUCUUACUGUUUUCUUACUAACACUUUUUUCCUCUGGCUUACUUUAUUGUUAUAAUACAUGUAACCUACAGAAUGUGUGUUAGUCAACUGUAUCUCUUAUCGCUAAGGCUUCCGGGCUAUGAGUAGUUAAGUUUUGGGGGAGUCAAAAGUUCUAUUCGGACUUUUGACCGUAUGUGGGGGGGGGGGGGGUGGCGGUCAGGGCCUCUAUCCCCUGCACUGUUAAAGGGUCAACUGUAUAAUAGAGUUUAGCCUUUUGGGAGGAAAGAUACCAAUAAGUGAAAACAUGAGCUAGUUUGCCCCAGCUCUGUCGGCUCUGAGACCCGUACCCUGUGUGUCACUGAGGCAGCCAUUCGUCUUCUCUACUCCGCACUGGGGCCAAGCCUCUCUGGCCCCGUUUAGUGUGAGGUGUCUGUCGUGGGGAGCGGCCACGUCAAAGGACUGCCAGUCAGUCUGGGCUUCUGCCCACCGCAGCCCUACCGGGAGCCAGAGCCGUCAGUGGCUGAACCCCCGUCUUGCCCCCUGGUUUUGGACAUGAGCCUUCGGGACUCCAGCUAUAGUGUGGCCCCUGGGCCCUGCGUGGUAGCCCAGCUGCCCUCUGAUGAUAUGAGUCGUUUGGCAGACCCCCAGAGCAGAGACCACGGCUUCCUGCGCACCAAAAUGAAGGUGACCCUCGGGGACAGUGCCGGCGGUGACCUCUUCACCUGCCACAUCUGCCAGAAGGCCUUCACCUACCAGCGCAUGCUGAAUCGUCACAUGAAGUGUCACAAUGACGUCAAGAGGCACCUCUGCACCUACUGUGGGAAGGGCUUCAAUGACACAUUCGACCUGAAGAGACACGUCCGCACCCACACUGGCGUGAGGCCCUACAAAUGCAGCCUGUGCGACAAGGCCUUCACGCAGCGCUGCUCCCUGGAGUCUCAUCUCAAGAAGAUCCACGGCGUGCAGCAGAAGUACGCGUACAAGGAGCGGCGGGCCAAGCUGUACGUGUGUGAGGAGUGUGGCUGCACGUCCGAGAGCCAGGAGGGCCACGUCCUGCACCUGAAGGAGCACCACCCCGACAGCCCGCUGCUGCGCAAGACCUCCAAGAAGGUGGCCGUGGCCCUGCAGAGCACCGUCACCUCCCUGCUACAGAGCAACCACCACCUGUGAGCGGUGCCGCCCGGCCUGGGCCCCCUUCCCCGCUGCCUGGCCGGUCCUCCCGCCACCACCCCUUGCCGGACACGGCGAUGGGGACCACCGGAGCCCCCCAGCACACGUGCUCACUCAGGCGCCACAUCGAGUGAGCUCUGCUCGCGGCUGCAUCUCUGUCUUCCGGGCCGAGCCUGGGCAGGCACGUGUGAGUACGGGGCGGCCGUGAGGCCAAGGCUGCCUUCAGGUUGAAGGAGAGCACACCUAGAGACGGGACUUCCCUCCCAGAGGAGGCACCGGAGGAUCCCCUCUCUGCCCUCUGGAGGGCAGGG